AUUUAGGGGUCGAACUAUAGAUUUCGAGCAGUGAGCCUAUCACCCACUCACACGUGUUAGUGUCAUCGAAGGGAGUUUGGUGAAAUUUGUGUUUUCUUUUUUACAUUGGGGCACAGCUUUGAGACUUCGACUUAGAUAUUCUACCCCUAAGACAACAAGAUGAACAAGGUCGAGUUAAAAAAGAAGAACAAGGAUCAGGGACCCUGCGCCCGGGUGCGUAAGAUUCGUCCAAUCAACAUGGGCGGCAACGUGGAGCAGCGUCCUUGGACUCCAACUGUCAGGAUCGGCAGGAUCGCCGCCGAGACCACCAAUCCAGGUCCAGCCACCGUCCAGCUUCCAACUUUGAUCGGCAGCAAAGUGCCCGACUCGAAGAAGAAGGCCGCCCCCUCGUACUCCUUCGGGCACAAGUUGGGCGGCAAGUACGACACCUCCGGACCGGGUCCGGCGCAGUACAAUGUUACGGGUAUGCGGGCCAAGGGUCGCGACUAUCCCCGCGCAGCCACGCUGCAGAGCAGGCCCAAGGAACUGACGAGAUUCUCGAAUCCCGGACCCGGCGAAUACGAUGUGGUGCCGGCGGCCAAGGCGGUGAUCGAUGCCACGCCCAAGUACACCUUUGGCCAGCGGCCGGUGGCGUUGAAAACCUUCCAGAUACCAGGUCCCAACCAUUAUCAAGUGGUGCCACUUGAUGUCGUCAAGCGGCGAGCCCCACGAUACUCCUUUCGCAUUAAGGUUAACGUGUAUUUGGUUAACAAUCCAGCUCCGAAUAGCUAUUGCCCUGAAAAGGUCACGCAAUCAAAAAAGAAUGCGCCACGCUACACUUUCGGUAGACGAACUAAAAUCGAACACGAUCAGGGCACACCAGCUCCCGGCGCAUAUUGUCCGGAGAAGGUGAAGCUCAACAAGACGCCAGAGUUCAGCUUCGGCAUCAAGCACCACGAACAGAGACCGGAUUACACACCAGCGCCAGGCACCUACAAGCCCGAGCAGGUGGUCCUGGAACACAUGCCCGCCUACAGCUUCGGCUUGAAAACCAAACACAUGCAGGUCAGCGACACGCCAGCACCCGGUGCCUACAGCCCCGAAAAGUCCCGGUUGCACUCCACACCCGCCUACUCAAUCGCCGGAAAGGCAUCUCAGGACGUGGUCGAUUGCACACCUGCACCCGGAGCAUACGAACCCGAGAAGUGCGUCCUAAGCAGGACGCCUGCCUUCAGCUUUGGCCACCGCGCCGAGCUCGCCAAGUGCAGUGACACACCCGCGCCGGGCACCUACAAUCCGGAGAAGGUGCGGCUGGACCACACGCCCGCAUUCACCCUGUCCGGACGUCCGGAAACGAGGUCCGUGAGCGAGACUCCGGCGCCCGGUUCGUAUGCCCCGGAAAAGUACCGCAACGAUCGAACGCCGGCCUUCACCUUCGGCGGUAAGCACGAGCAGCGCCUCGAGAGCUCCACUCCGGCACCGGGCGACUACUGUCCCGAAAAAGUGCGGCACGAUCACAAUCCCGCUUUCUCAUUCGCCGGUCGCCACGAUCUGCACAAGCCCAGCGACACACCAGCACCCGGAGCCUACGACACCGACAAGGUCCGGCAAGAUCACAAUCCGGCCUUCUCCUUUGCCGGGCGCCACGAUCUGCACAAGCCCAGUGAAACGCCCGCUCCGGGCGCCUACUCUCCGGAGAAGGUGCGACACGAUCACAAUCCUGCCUUCUCCAUGGCCGGGAAGUACACUCAGAAGGUGUCCAGCGACAGUCCGGCUCCUGGGGACUACUGUCCCGAGAAGGUCCGCCUGGACCACACUCCCGCCUACAGCUUUGGCGUAAAGAGUGAUCCAAAGGUAGAGAACAGCACUCCGGCGCCGGGUGAUUACCAUCCCGAAAAGGUUAGGCAGGACCACAAUCCCGCAUUUUCAUUCGCCGGUCGUCACGACCUUCAGAAACCAGACCACACUCCCGCCCCUGGAGCCUACUUCCCGGAGAAAGUAAGGCUGGACCACAACCCAGCUUUCUCCAUGGCGGGCAAGCAUGAUGCCAAGGUUACCAAUGACACACCUGCUCCCGGUGACUAUAGCCCCGAGAAAGUCAGGCAAGAUACCAACCUGGCGUACUCCUUUGCUGGCCGUCAUGAUCUCCACAAGCCCAGCGAAACUCCCGCUCCCGGUGCUUACUCGCCGGAGAAGGUGAGGCUAGAUCACAAUCCGGCUUUCACGAUGGCUGGCAAGUACGAUCAGAAGAUCUUAAAUGGCACUCCCGCACCCGGAGACUACAGUCCCGAGAAGUGUAGACUAGAUAACACACCUGCUUACAGUUUUGGUGGAAAGAACGAUCCCAGAGUAGAAAACAACACCCCGGCUCCAGGGGACUACCAUCCGGAGAAGGUGAGGCUGGAUCACAAUCCAGCGUUCUCCUUUGCCGGACGCCACGACCUUCAUAAGCCCAGUGAUACUCCUGCUCCAGGAGCCUACUCCCCCGAGAAGGUACGUCAAGAUCAUAACCCAGCAUUUUCCAUGGCAGGCAAGCCGGUGGAAAAGCUGACUAAUGGCACACCGGCUCCCGGAGACUACUGCCCGGAGAAAGUGCGUUUAGACCAUACUCCGGCCUACACUUUCGGUGGCAAAAACGAUCCGAAAGUGGAGAACAAUACUCCUGCUCCCGGAGACUACGCCCCCGAAAAAGUCAGGCAAGAUCAUAACCCAGCUUUCUCAUUUGCUGGUCGCCAUGAUCUCCACAAACCGAGUGAUACGCCCGCCCCUGGUGCCUACUGUCCGGAGAAGGUACGUCAGGAUCGCAAUCCGGCCUUCUCAAUGGCGGGUAAGCACAGUCAAAAGAUCGCCAACGACACUCCAGCUCCUGGCGAUUACAGUCCGGAAAAGGUGCGUCUAGACCACACACCUGCCUAUACUUUCGGGGGAAAAAACGAGCCCAGAGUGGAGAACAAUAACCCAGCUCCAGGUGACUAUCAUCCCGAGAAAGUUAGGCAGGAUCAUAACCCAGCAUUCUCUUUCGCUGGCCGUCAUGAUCUUCAAAAGCCUAGCGACACUCCCGCUCCUGGAGCCUACUUUCCUGAAAAAGUCAGACAGGAUCAUAAUCCUGCCUUUUCAAUGGCCGGCAAGCAUGAUCCUAAGGUUUGCAAUGACACUCCUGCCCCUGGCGACUACAGUCCCGAAAAGGUCCGUCUAGAUUACACACCUUCCUUCACCUUUGCUGGCAAAAACAAUCCCAAAGUUGAGAACGAUAACCCAGCUCCAGGUGACUAUCAUCCCGAGAAGGUUAGACAAGAUAACAACCCUGCCUUUUCCUUUGCCGGUAGGCACGAUCUUCACAAGCCCAGUGACACCCCUGCUCCAGGAGCGUACUCGCCGGAGAAGGUGAGGCAAGAUCACAAUCCCGCAUUCUCCAUGGCUGGUAAGCACAUUGAGAAGAUUACCAAUGGCACGCCAGCUCCAGGGGAUUACAGUCCCGAGAAGGUUCGCUUAGAUCACACUCCCGCUUUUACCUUUGGGGGCAAGAACGACCCUAGGGUGGAGAACAAUACACCGGCGCCAGGAGAUUAUCAUCCCGAGAAAGUUAGACAAGAUCACAACCCUGCCUUUUCCUUUGCCGGUCGCCAUGACCUCCACAAGCCCAGUGAGACUCCUGCUCCCGGAGCUUACUCCCCAGAGAAGGUUAGGCAAGACCACAAUCCCGCCUUUACAAUGGCCGGCAAGCAUGACCCAAAGGUUACCAAUGACACUCCAGCCCCAGGGGACUACCAUCCCGAGAAGGUUAGGCUAGAUCACAAUCCCGCCUUCUCCUUCGCCGGUCGCCAUGACCUGCAGAGGCCCAGUGAAACGCCCGCACCCGGAGACUACUUCCCGGAGAAGGUCAGGCAGGACUUCAACCCGGCGUUCACCUUCGCCGGCAAACACGAUCCCAGAUCACUGAGCGAAUCCCCCGCUCCCGGCGACUACAGCCCCGAGAAGGUGCGACUGGACCAUGCACCCGCUUUCAGCUUUGGCGGCAAGCACGACCCCAAGGCGGAGCACCUUCAUCCCGCGCCAUGCGACUACGCCCCCGAGAAAGUGCGUCUCGACCAUACACCCGCCUACACCAUUGCAGGUCGUCCAGCCGCCGAUCCCGUGAGCCAGACGCCGGCUCCCUGCGACUACCAUCCGGAGCAGUGCCAGGUGGACAGCACGCCAGCGUUCACCUUCGGCAUGCGCCUGGGAAGGGAGCGCUUCUCCGAUACGCCAGCACCCUCCGCCUAUGAGCCGGAAAAGCACUCACUGCACUCCACACCCGCCUACAGCUUCGGCACCAAGUCGGAUAUCCGCGUGACCACCGAUGCUCCAGCACCUGGUCACUAUCAUCCGGAGCAGUGCAAGCUGGACAGCUCGCCAGCCUACAGCUUUGGCCUGAAGACGGUGCCCACUGCUUCGCUUCCAGAACCCAGAGGCGCGUACAUCGAAGAUCGCAUUGUGCAGAGACGCGAACGCCGUCUGGCCAGUCCCGUACGCAACAACGCGGAAUGCACCACCACAACCACCAACAACAAUGCUAGUAGCAGCACCACCACCAACCACACGAACAACAAUGCCGGUAGCAGCACCACCACAACAACCACCACCACCACCACAAAGACCUUCAUUAACGGAGUGGAGCAGCCGGAGCUGCAGAAGAAGGAAACCACCAAGCAGGUGAAUGGCACCCACAAGGAGCUUAAGUCCGCACCACCAGCACCACUGAGCAAUGGCAAUGUCGUUUCCAAUGGCAACCACUCGAAGAUGGUCAGCACCACCACCAGGAUUCAGGAAGUUGCCCACGCGCAGAAGGAGAGUGGCAACUUGAAGGUGGUGGCCAGUGGUAAGUCUGAUGCCAGUGCCACCAAGGCGGCGGCCGUGAGCCACCAGACUGUGAUGCACGCGGAUGGCGCCAUCGUGACCAGUGGCCAAUCCUCGAGGAUGCAGACGGUCAAGUACGCUGUGGAGGCGAGCAGCGUGCAGGAGAAGAUUAUCAGCUCCUAAUGUCUACAAAAUACCCACCGUCAUGGGCAGCAGCAAGGAGGGCAAGAUUCGCUCGGCUCCGGCUUACACGAUUACGGGUCGCGAGAAGCCUCCGCUGAUUCCGGUGAUGAUCUUCCCCGGACCCGGCUACUACGAC
Messenger RNA from Drosophila teissieri, 5134 nucleotides. RefSeq lists its product as uncharacterized. Lineage: Eukaryota; Metazoa; Arthropoda; Insecta; Diptera; Drosophilidae. The record is from RefSeq and is a predicted model, not a curated record. Gene Ontology annotation, cellular component: cytoskeleton. The transcript is spliced from 14 exons. Bases 160 to 4998 code for a protein of 1612 amino acids.